AUGCACCUAGACGCAGCCACUAGUCUCUCUCUGAUGCCCCCUUCCACCCUGUGGGAGAACGCCUCCUUCCACCUGGGUGACGAUGCCCACCUGCUCCUGAAUGACUCCUCCGGGCAGAACUGGACACUGGCGGGCGGCGGCGACGACUUCCGCGGCGGCUUCGUCCCCAGCGUGGCCGGCGUGCUGAUCCCACUCAUCUACGUGGCGGUGUGCGUGGUGGGCCUGGGCGGCAACACGCUGGUCAUCCACAUCGUGCUGCACUACCUGCGCACCGAGUCGGUCACCAACAUCUACAUCCUGAACCUGGCCAUCGCCGACGAGCUCUUCAUGCUGGGCCUGCCCUUCCUGGCCGUGCAGAACGCGCUGCUCUCCUGGCCGUUCGGCUCGCUCAUGUGCCGCCUGGUCAUGACGGUGGACGCCAUCAACCAGUUCACCAGCAUCUUCUGCCUGACCGUCAUGAGCAUCGACCGCUACCUGGCCGUGGUGCACCCCCUCCGCUCGGCCCGGUGGCGGCAGCCCCGCGUGGCCAAGGCCGUCAACGCCACCGUGUGGGCGGUGUCCAUGGUGACGGUGCUGCCGGUGGUGGUGUUCGCCGACGUGCUGCGCGACGACGGCAACUGCAGCAUAGUGUGGCCCGAGCCGGCCGAGGUGUGGAAGGCCUCGUUCAUCAUCUACACCUCAACGUUGGGAUUCUUCGGCCCGCUGCUGGUCAUCUGCAUGUGCUACCUGCUGAUCGUGGUCAAGGUGCGGAAGGCAGGGCGCAAGGCCCGGGCGGUCUCGGUGCGGCGCCGCAAGUCGGAGCGCAAGAUCACGCGCAUGGUGGUGGUGGUGGUGGCCGUGUUCGUGCUGUGCUGGCUGCCCUUCUACAUCCUCAACAUCGUCAACCUGCUGGUGCUGCUGCCCGGCGAGUUCCGGGGCCUCUACUACUUCGUGGUGGUGCUCUCCUACGCCAACAGCUGCGCCAACCCCAUCCUCUACGGGUUCCUGUCCGACAACUUCAAGCGCGGCUUCCGCAAGGCCCUCUGCCGCUCCUCCAGGAGGGUGGAGAAUCUGAGAGGGGCUCGAGGUGGAGGAGGUGGGCAGAUGGGCGAGCAGCAGAAGCACCCAGGGGGGAAGGCCAGAGGGGACGGGCAUCUGCCCGCCGAGCAGGGGGCCACGAGAGAGCAGGACAUCCAGGGCAGCCUAAGAGCCAUUGUGAACCCAGAAGAGAAAAAGGAGGAUGAGGAAGAGGAGGAGGAGGAAGAGGAGGAGGAAGAGGAAGAGGAGGAGGAAGAAGGGGAGGGAGAGCAAGAAGGGGUGACACAGGAGAAAGACACAGUCCAGAUGGUGGACAUCUGCAAGAUCACACAGAACGGGAACAGAAACGGGGUGGGGGAGGGAUCCAGGGGCCCCCUCCAACAGAAUGGGAAGCUGGAGGUGGGGUUCGGUCAAGGGACUAGUAACGGGGGGAGCCCAGGCCCCGGGUCCACAGUGGUCAUUCCCCUGGUGGUCAACGGAGCCCGAAGCGGCAACGUCAGACCUCUCACUGAUGUCUCUGUGGAGCACAGCUCUGUGCUAGAGAUCAGUUACCUGUAGCGUGUACCUGACUUACCUGGGAAAUACGCCCAGGUGUUCGUUAGCCAGGUGCAUAGGCUGUGAAAGUCAGCUGGAGUUAUGCAAAUCCUCAGGUCCAUUUUAACAUUGAUUAUUUGAAGAAAAAGCGCAAAGAAUAGGUCUAUUUAAAAAUGACUUUAGAACCUUUGACCAAUAAUAUAACUUUCUCCUAUUGAACCAAUGCAUUUGUAUGUUAAAACUGUUGAAAUCUAGACAAACGUUGGCCCAUUUCUAGCAGAGUUUAAAUUUGCAUUUGAACCAAGAGGUACAGUGGCAUGCGAAGGUUUGGGCACCCACCAUCAAAACUUCUGUUACUGUGAAUAGCUAAUAGAGUAAAGGAUGACUUGAUUUAGAAAAAGGCAUGAAGUUAAAUAUGAUUUCUUUAAUAUUUUAAGCAUGAUUACUUUUACAUUUUAAAAAAUACCAAAAAAAGAAAAA
Clupea harengus (Atlantic herring) is the source of this 2031-nucleotide messenger RNA. It is a transcript of the gene sstr3b, whose product is annotated as somatostatin receptor type 5. The transcript is spliced from 2 exons. Lineage: Eukaryota; Metazoa; Chordata; Actinopteri; Clupeiformes; Clupeidae. Gene Ontology annotation, molecular function: somatostatin receptor activity; neuropeptide binding. Gene Ontology annotation, biological process: neuropeptide signaling pathway. Gene Ontology annotation, cellular component: plasma membrane; neuron projection. The record is from RefSeq and is a predicted model, not a curated record. The coding region runs from base 1 to 1575 and encodes 524 amino acids.